Molecule: messenger RNA, 2084 nt
Organism: Olea europaea var. sylvestris
Lineage: Eukaryota; Viridiplantae; Streptophyta; Magnoliopsida; Lamiales; Oleaceae
Product: selenium-binding protein 1-like
Exons: 14
Molecular function (GO): selenium binding
Source: RefSeq, a predicted model, not a curated record
AGCAAUAUAAUAACUCACCUGUCACCUGACAUGACCGCUCAUUUCGGACUGUUGCAAACGUGGCUUCUGUAAGCACCGAGUGGCGUUUAGCUUCCGAAUUGCAUCCGUAGAAGCACAAACAGAUAUUCACAAAAAGCGUAAAAUUCAAGGGCGAUUAGUCUGAGCAGUUUUUCUAUCUGGGUUGUGCUUAAAUUUGUUUGUGAAGGAAGAAAAAGAGCAGAAAAAUGGCUACGGAUAUGGUGGUGGUUCAACAAGCAGCGGUGAACGGUGGUUGCUGCAAAAAGGGGCCAGGAUAUGCUACUCCGCUUGAAGCCAUGGCUGGCCCAAGGGAAUCUCUUAUUUAUGUCACCUGUGUUUAUAAAGGUAAUUUAAUUGGGUUUUUGCUUUAUUUCGCCAAUCGCUUCCCUAUUUUAUUUUCUAAAACUUGUGUGUCACUUUUAUCUGAUGUUCUCAAACCCAAGUUUUCGCAUAGCGAAAACAACAGAAUCAAGCAUCUGAUCAAGAAGAUUUAUUUGACUUACUCUAAAGUCAUUCACAGGCUACCUAUGCCUUACAUUGGCGAUGAACUACAUCAUUCGGGAUGGAAUUCCUGCAGCUCCUGCCAUAGUGAUCCAUCAGCUUCCCGGCGAUUCCUUGUCCUACCUUCACUUGUGUACAAUGGGAUCAUAACCUUGUCUGAAAUUUCAUCCUUAAAUUUCCCACUUGAAGGUGGGAAAAUUGAUUCAACUACAUCUAUUGCCAAGGGGCUAUUGUUAGGUUUGAAGCAAUAUCAGAAAUUUGGUCAUUUGUUACCAUUAUUGAAACAUGAAGCCUCGUGCCUGAUAGAAGUUUUAGAACUUCAGGGCUGGCAUCAUAGAUCUUCACUCUACCGGCGUCCAUGGAUUUCAAGAAUUCGAUUGUUUGAUAAGGAGACGGUACAUCUUUUUGUUCAAGGAAAUGGAGAAACUAUCAGAUUGACUGUGAAGAGUCUGAAGAAUGGAAGGUAUAAAGAUGGAAAUGCUGAAGGAAAUGGAUUUCUUCUUCUGGAUUCUGAUUUUAAUGUGAAAGGAAGGUGGGAGAAACCUGGACAUAGUCCCCUUUUUGGCUAUGAUUUCUGGUAUCAACCUCGACACAAGACCAUGAUCAGCACUUCGUGGGGAGCACCUGCUGCUUUCACCAAAGGGCUUGUCAAUCUUGCUUUCUCAUGUCUUCUGCUUGGAUGUUUUCAUGCAACUGCAUGUAUAAUUCCUUUUGGGGAAUAUUUUUCCGUUAAUGUGCAUCUAAAUAACUUGCAGAUAAGAUUUCUGCACGAUCCAUCCAGGGAUACAGGAUUUGUGGGAUGUGCCUUAACAAGCAACAUGAUAAGGUUUUUCAAGAACCCAGAUGGGUCAUGGAGCCACGAGCUAUCAAUAUCAGUGAAGCCACUCAAGGUGCAAAAUUGGAUUCUUCCCGAGAUGCCCGAAAGAUACAUAAAUAACAGAUAAUUCGUCUUUCAAAUUCAACCAAUUCAUCCCUUAAGGAUGGCAAAUCACAAGAACUAAAUGACUGGCCAAGUAUGGGUUGGAGGAUUAGUUCGGAAAGGAAGCACCGUGGUUGUUGAGGCAGAUGAUGGUUCGACGUACCAGGGUGAUGUCCCAGAUGUGAAGGGAGCCAAAGUCAGGCCUGGUUUUAGGUUGAUACAACUGAGCUUAGAUGGGAAGCGACUCUAUGUUACAAAUUCUCUCUUCAGUACAUGGGACCGUCAAUUUUAUCCCGAGCUCGUGCAGAAAGGCGGCCAUAUCUUACAGAUCGAUGUUAACAAUGAGAAAGGCGGUCUUGCAAUAAACCAGAAUUUUUUUGUCGAUUUUGGAGCUGAACCAGACGGUCCAUCCUUGGCGCAUGAAAUGAGAUAUCCCGGUGGCGAUUGCACAUCUGAUAUAUGGAUAUAAGUACUCGAUAAUAGUAGUUCGGAUCGAUGCUGCCUCCAGCAUAGGAGUCAAAAAGUACUGUUAUAUGUAAUAAGGGCAGCACAAUUCACUAGUUGAACUGAUAUUUAAUUGAAAAUAACUUGAUAAAGAUCAGUUUUUCUCACACUACUGCGAUAAUGUGACCUUCCUUUUAAUUUA